Didymella exigua CBS 183.55 is the source of this 3457-nucleotide messenger RNA. RefSeq lists its product as uncharacterized. NCBI's taxonomy places the organism in Eukaryota, Fungi, Ascomycota, Dothideomycetes, Pleosporales, Didymellaceae. The record is from RefSeq and is a predicted model, not a curated record. The coding region runs from base 185 to 3223 and encodes 1012 amino acids. The transcript is spliced from 2 exons.
CGCAGCCGCUGCCGCCCUCUGGGAAACACACGACAGCCGCUCCGCCUGCGAAUAAUGGAUACCUAGCGCGCUUCUCCUGACUACCUGUUGAAUGACUUUGGCCAUGCUCUGCCCGCCGUGAGCCGCUCCUCCCGCUCUGCUGCGUGAGCUCUGCUGCUCUCCACGCCCGCCGCCGCCGCCGACCAUGACCAGCAACAAUGGCCUGCGCACGCAGUUCCCCUACGAGGGCGGCACGCUCAGCCCGCGCCCCGUCUACGACUUCCCUUCGCCGAGCUCCAACUACCCGUCUGGCCUGGGCGCCCCGUCGCCGAGCUUCUUCCCCAUGGCCUACCAGAUCUCCCCCCGGUUCGGCGCCAGCGCCUUCAUUCCUCCGCCAGACGUCUUCGGGGACCGCAGAGACACGGUGCGCGAGAACGGUGGCUACACACCCCGUGACUACAGGAAGAGGAGCUCAGACGCCAUGAACACAGACCCCGUUGCAAUGCACCUGCUGGUCGAGACGGCGAUAGGGGACAGCCAGUACUUCGACAUCUUGACGGUAGAGGAGGUCGAGGCCCUGAAGCAGGAGCAGAAGACGCUCGACACGAAGCUCGGGACAGUGAGGAGAAAGCUGGAGUCCGAGACCAAGAUCCGCGACGCAACACGCUCGCUGACGCGCCUGGCAUCGAAGAAGGACAAGGGGCACCGCAGAGGGCUGAGCAGCAAGGGCAGCAGUGCGGUGCACGACUACGACGAGCAGUCACAUGAGGGGCUGGACGCCAGCAACAAGAAGGUGGAGGAGUUCAUCAGGGAUCUGCUGGAGACUGAGUCGCGGAUGCGCAUGAUUGAUAUGCAGCUCCUCAUGCACACGGCUGCGGUACUGCAGCUGACACAUCGAGGCCCCAAGAAGCGCAACCCCUUUGGCCAGCUGACAGAAAACGGCAUGGGCAGGCCAGACAGCCCAGCCAGCCUUGAAACCUACGAGGUCGGUAGGGCCAAUGGCAUCGACGACGGCGAGGACACUUUCGACGACAGGAGCUUCUAUAGGACACCGGAGAACCUCGAUAGUCUUAUGGCGGCAUUGCAGAAAGGCACACACCACCGCUCGCAGUCUGUUGACCGUCAGGACCAGGCCCUCACGACCAUGAGCAGACGUUUGGACGAACUCAACGAACGCUUGAGAGAGCUCAUCGUGCAAGCCAACCCAGAGCGCAACAAGGGCUAUGCGCUCCCGCCACAGUCAUCCGGACCUCCGCCAGAUGCGUCGAGCAUUGAACGCCAGCUCGACUUCCUCGACAAAGGUCUUCGCGAUACCACCGCUGAGCUGUCGACCAUCCGCAGCAAGACCCGCCACAGCCUGAGUGAGGUGGAAGGACGCCUCGAGGGCAUCAACAAUCAGCUGUACGGCGUGUUGAGCAGAUCGAAGCCUGACAACGACACUGAGCCCAUCCAGCCUCCACCGCCCAUAACGGGAGGCGGUCAGGCUGACCAGUUCAACUACAUGGAGGACUCGCUGUACAACCUCGAGCAGAUUCAAGACUCACUGAACGACCAACUAGGCCAAUUAAGAUCGAGGUCUCUGGACAACGAGGGCGCUGAGAAGGCCGAGAAGUACGAGACUACGCUCAUGGGUCUGUGGCAGAUCAUCCAAGCCGGUGAAGAGGAUGCCCGUGAAAGGAAGCGAGAGCGCCGCCGUGUGCUUGCUGACGAUCCUGAUGCCAGCGAAGAGUUGUCGCCCGACGAGGACUACAACGCUAAUGAGUCUUUCUCCCUGCCCGCCUUCUCGUCCAAGGUCCAAUGGCUGUUCAGCCGCGCCAUGGGCAUGAAGGACAAGCAUUCAGUGCUUUUGCGUCAGAUCAAGCAGCAGCGCGAACUCAACAGCAAGUCGGAUGCCCAGAAGGAAGAGCAGUUCCAGCGCCUCAACGAGCAGAUCUUCAGUGCAAGGUCCGAGAAGAAGACCAUGGAGGAUGAGCUCGAGCGUGCCAUGGACCAGCUCCGUCAAUUCGAUGGGCAGAAGAGCACGGCUGACCCACAAAGCGUGCGAGACGUGCAGGAACGCAAUGCUGGACUCGAGGGCCAGGUCAUCAAUAUGCAAGAACGCCUUGCCACUUUCGACAAGGAGCUCAAAGAAUCGCGAGAGCGAUCCGUCGCUUACGAGAACCAACUCAAGGACGUGCAGGAGAGCGUUGUGACCUAUCAGAAGCAACUGCAGGAAGCCGAGAAGCGUUACGACGAGCUCGAGAAGGAGCACAAGGACAACCAGGAGGUGACGUCGUUGUACAACGUCAAGAGCAGGGAGAUCGACGAUCGCAAUGCUGGCUACGAGGCACAGAUUCGAGAUGCCCAGGAGCGAGCAGUGGCUCUAGAGGGUCAACUGAGGGAAGCUCAAGAAGCUCGGGAUGCCUCUCGUGUUGAAGUGGCAGCACGACAAGGCGAGCUCGCGCAAUCUGCAGCCAAAAUCGAGGAGCUCGUCACCGUGCUGAAAGCCGCGACAGUGGAGAGCGAAGCCGCUUCAGCGCGCUCGUUGGAAGCGACAAACGCACUCAACGCCAAGGAGGAGGAGUACCGCAACUUGGAAGGCGAGAUUGUUCGUCUGACAACCGAGCUCACGUUUGCCAAGGCCGAGCUCGACGGCGCAUAUGGCAGUCGUUCACAGCGAGCCGCAGAGUCCGCCGCCAACCCUGCCAUCAAGAAAGAGCUUGACGACCUCGCUGAGAAGAAUCAGUCUCUCCUCGCCGAGUUGGAAGCCCUUGGCAGACUGCAGGACGUGGCCUCACAGUCUGAGCAAGAGGCUCGCCAGUCAGAACGCAACCUUAAGGCGGAGCUUUCAGGCAUGGCGGCCGAAUACGAGGCACUCACGCGCGACGCUAUCACCAACGAGAGAGAUCGCGAGAUGCUCGAAGCUCAAAUCGAAAAGCUGCGCAGCGACAAGGAGACCUUGGAGCGCGAUCUGAACGACGAAAAGGUCAAGUGGCUUGGUGUUCGUACACCAGGUGCACCAGGGACGCCCGGUGGCGGAUCUGGCCAGCUCGAUAUGGGAGCGACUAGCAUUCGCAUGAUGCGCGAUGAGUUCAGGAAGAUGAUGAGAGACCGCACAGCCGAAGGGCUGAAGGCACUGAGGGCCGAGCAAGAAGAGCGCCGCAAACUCGAAGCCGUCGUGCGCCAGCUGCGCAAAGACGCAUCCCCUGCUCUCCGGCCGACUCUGUCCCGUCAGACUACGCAACAAACACUGCAAGCAUCAUGAUCCACGGCACUCGAUGAUUGAUCGUGGCCUUUGCGCCAUGGCACUUUCCACUUCGCAUUUGUAUUUCUAUAUACCCAUUUGCGCUUGCAUCUAGCGUCGCAUUUUGUAAACGGCACUUGAAGCGUUUGUCGUGUUUGAGCAUGCGAAAAGGGUUUGUCUGCACGGAUGGUGCAUGAGCAUAGAGUAAUGUUAUGGUAUAUGCGUAAUAGAGACUAUUCAAGACAAGAGAAGCGC